Messenger RNA from Fusarium graminearum PH-1, 366 nucleotides. RefSeq lists its product as uncharacterized. The coding region runs from base 1 to 366 and encodes 121 amino acids. NCBI's taxonomy places the organism in Eukaryota, Fungi, Ascomycota, Sordariomycetes, Hypocreales, Nectriaceae. The transcript is spliced from 6 exons. The record is from RefSeq and is a predicted model, not a curated record.
AUGGCCAAGCAAGGAGAUCAAGCCGCUGCAAUGAUAGGGUCCAUGCACAGUAAAACUGAACCAAGUCCGUGGAACUGGUUGGCGCACUCAUGCAAGGAGGUACUCAGGAUCCAAUGGCUGGUGGGCGGCUUGUCGACAAACAAUGCAGUGUCUGGUAUUCUAGGUAGGCUGGCUAGUAACUUGACUGAAUGUGAGAAAUGUUGUUCACCCAGGCUCCGGGUUCAUGGGGAUCUCGCGAAUCGAGUGAACAUUGCACCACUACAGUCCACACUGGUGCAGUACCCGUACUUGCAACAUUGGAGAGGAGAGGUGCGCGUUGCUGAUGAUGUUUCUUCAGCACGCGAUGAAUUAUUACCGACUCUUUGA